AUGUACAGUACCGCGAACUCGCCUCAUGGUGACCGCGACGGAGGGGUCGAAGACGAGGAGCAGAACUGCGAUGAGGAGGAGCAGCCACCAGAGGGUCCGCCUCACCCACACGGACAGAGGUGGCAGCAGAUUGAACAGCAACAUCAGCAGCGGUGGAAGGAGCUGGAACUACAACAUCAGCAGCUCUGGGAGGAGCUGGAGGAUCCAGGUCACGAAGAAAGAGUGAGGAUGGACAAAGACCAUGAAGAGGAGCGUCGACAUCUGGAGCAGAAACACGGUACGGAGUGGCAGAACCUGGACGAACGUCACUAUGAGGAGCGCAUUGAGCUUCAUCAGCAGCACAAAGAGGACACUGGAUGCCUGAACAUGCCGACUGAGGACCAGUUAAGGCAGCUGGAUCUCUCCCACCAGAAACAAUGGGAAAAACUCCGGCGGACACUGCGGAAGCAGAGACUAGAGCUAGAGCUCAGACACCUGAGAGAGUCACGAGAACUGGAGGAGAGGCUCCCGAGCGUCCGGUCGGAGGAGUUGGAUCGGCAGUUGGAGGAGUGCAAGAGGAGAUGUCAUCAGCUGAGACAGAAGUUAGAGAAACAGCUUCAGGAGCAGGAACAAGACCAUCAGCUGCAGAGCCUGCUGGCGCGUCACCAGGAGGAGCGUGAACAGCUUCUUCGGCAGCACGAGGAGGACUCUCGAGGUGUGAACGUGCCGACCGAGGGGCAGCCGCAGCCGCAGAGAUCGGUGACCAAAGGACAGCGGAAAGAGCAGUCUCGAAGACAGCGGAGACAGCGAGCAGUUCUGGAGCAGCAGCACGCCGCACAAUGGGCGGGGCUGAGGCGGAAACUCCGAACACAGCGGAACAAAAUGGAGCGCAGACAACAACAGCAGUCACAAGAGCUGGAAGAGAGAUUCCGAGCUGUUCGGUCAGAGGAGUUGGAUCGGCUGCUGAAGGAGUGCAGCAGCAGACGUCACGAGCUGCAGGUGGAGCUGCAGAAGGAACUGGAGGAGUUACAAAAGCAGCUUGAAGAUGGUAAGCAAUGA
Amphibalanus amphitrite is the source of this 1038-nucleotide messenger RNA. Its product is annotated as trichohyalin-like. NCBI's taxonomy places the organism in Eukaryota, Metazoa, Arthropoda, Thecostraca, Balanomorpha, Balanidae. The record is from RefSeq and is a predicted model, not a curated record. The transcript has 2 exons. Bases 1 to 1038 code for a protein of 345 amino acids.